GUUUCCCGCCAAUGAAGCCCUCCUUUGGCGCGCUAACACACAGAGAAAAAACAGAAAUAGAAAAUGAUGUUAAAAAAAAAGAAAGAAAAAAGAAAAAUCAGAUCAGUUACUAGUUCUAUUUUCCAUUACAAGCAUAAAGUGGAUUUCUAGUGAGAGAGAGAAAGAAUGGAGAUAGUCAAGCCUCAAUGGAAGAAACCACCUCCAUCUGCAAACGACGUAGUUUCCACCCUCCCUCUCUACCGCUCCGCCCCCCCUCUCGAAGUCAGACUGGAAGAUUUCGAGCUCUACGCCAUCGAUCGCCUCCGCGUUUUAAAAGGUGUAUCAGACGGACUUUCUCGCGGAAAAAGACCGGAAGAAAUGGAGAAAUUAGUAAAUGAUUUGUGGAAAGCAAAUAUGAGGCAUCCACUGCCAUCUGAAGUUACUAAUAAAGAUAUCAUAUCUCACUUCGUUUUACGUCUCGUCUAUUGUAGAACAGAGGAGCUGAGGAAAUGGUUCCUUUCCAAUGAGAUUGCACUUUUUAGAUACAGAUUUCGGCUUCUAUCCCCUGAAGCUCAGAGGUUGCUUAUGGCCGAGUUUGAUCUUCCAUACAAGCCUGUUACCACUGCAGAAUUUGAGGGUGUAAAGGAAAAAUUGCAUCUAGUUGCCCGAUCAACUGGUCAGCUUAAACCCACUGCAUCUGAUGCCAUAUUCUACAAGGUACCAUUUGAAGAAGUUCCUGAACUUGUGGCUGGUCGUAGAGUCUUCAUCUGUAAAGGCUAUGCUUAUGUUGCUAUGAAUCAGGUUGUUUCCCUUGUUGUUACCCAGUUCCGCGGUCUUCUAUCAAAAGCACUUGUUCUAACAAACAGAAAAUGGACAUCUACCAUCAGAGAAGAAGAGAAGGAUCGCCUAACUCCUAUCGUGGAAACCCUAUGCACAAGCUAUCUGGGUCCUGACUAUUCUCAGCCCAAAGAAUUUGCUGAAGUAUCAAUUAAAGACAUUGACCAAGUAGCUAAGAGUUCAUUUCCCCUGUGCAUGCGUCACCUGUUUGAAAAACUCAGAGAAGAUCAUCAUUUAAAGCAUGGAGGGAGGAUGCAAUUGGGUCUCUUUCUCAAGGGUGUCGGAUUGAAAUUAGAUGACGCUCUUGCAUUCUGGAAAGCAGAGUUCUCCCAAAAGGUCGGAGCUGAGAGGUUUGACAAAGAAUAUGCAUACAGCAUUCGCCACAAUUAUGGAAGAGAAGGGAAGAGAACAGAUUAUACUCCUUAUUCCUGUCAAAAAAUAAUCUCAUCAACUCCUGGUGUCGGAGAUCAUCAUGGUUGUCCCUAUCGACAUUUCAGUGAGGAAAACUUGAGGGCUGCACUCAGCAGAAUGGGUGUAAAUAGUGGUGCACUGGAGAAUGUUAUGGAUAAAGUGCGAAACAGACAUUAUCAGUUGGCUUGCACGUUAACAUUUGAAUCUAUUCAUGGUUUGUCAUAUGAUGCUGGGAUUAAUCAUCCUAAUCAAUACUUCAGUGACAGCCAAAAGUUUUUCAAAUCUAAGAACAAUCCUUCUGGACAAGGAGAACCUUUGGACGCCCGAUCACCUAUAUAGGUUUGUCAUUUUCUGGACCUAGGUAGCCUCUUCAUCAGAACAGUUCAUACUUGUACUGUAUCUGUGGUGGUCGUGCCACAAAUGCUAAUUUAUUGAUUGAAUAGUCAUUUUAAACUAAAUUUUAAUUCUAUUAUCCAGAUUUCAUUCAAGCAAA
Populus euphratica (Euphrates poplar) is the source of this 1720-nucleotide messenger RNA. RefSeq names its product DNA primase, large subunit family. The transcript has 18 exons. The coding region runs from base 166 to 1566 and encodes 466 amino acids. The record is from RefSeq and is a predicted model, not a curated record. Lineage: Eukaryota; Viridiplantae; Streptophyta; Magnoliopsida; Malpighiales; Salicaceae. Gene Ontology annotation, biological process: DNA replication, synthesis of primer; DNA replication initiation. Gene Ontology annotation, cellular component: alpha DNA polymerase:primase complex.